This is a messenger RNA of Paracoccidioides brasiliensis Pb18, 249 nucleotides long. RefSeq lists its product as uncharacterized. The transcript has a single exon. Bases 1 to 249 code for a protein of 82 amino acids. The record is from RefSeq and is a predicted model, not a curated record.
AUGGAAAAUACAACCACCAUCCCCAUCAGCUUUCAGAAGACUCGAUAUGAGACUUUGAUACUCGCUCCCCUUAUUUUUGCGACCCCGUCUGAGUGCUGGACGGAGAUGAUUCUCAUAUGGGUUACUGCAGGGAGAAUGAAAUCUAAGGGGGGGUUACACUGGGCCCUUCCCCAAGACCAGUUGGAAACUUCGUUGGUAUUGCCGGCUCGGGGUUCUACCACGAAGGCGGAGGUUGCCAUCCAGCACUGA